Messenger RNA from Marasmius oreades (fairy-ring Marasmius), 2487 nucleotides. RefSeq lists its product as uncharacterized. Gene Ontology annotation, biological process: prolyl-tRNA aminoacylation. The transcript is spliced from 7 exons. Gene Ontology annotation, molecular function: ATP binding; aminoacyl-tRNA deacylase activity; proline-tRNA ligase activity. NCBI's taxonomy places the organism in Eukaryota, Fungi, Basidiomycota, Agaricomycetes, Agaricales, Marasmiaceae. Bases 113 to 2386 code for a protein of 757 amino acids. Gene Ontology annotation, cellular component: aminoacyl-tRNA synthetase multienzyme complex; cytoplasm. The record is from RefSeq and is a predicted model, not a curated record.
GAGAAAUUCACGCCUACAACGACACGGUCACCAGCGUGGGCAUUGGACGCGUAAAUUUGUUUUCCUGGGUCUGCUUCGUCCCUAGGCGACCUCAGACUCGGGGGACAGUCAUAUGCUAUCAAGAUUCUUGCUAGCAAGGAGAUUGACUCGAUUUGUGCAUUCCCACCACCAUCUGAUAAGACCAGUUCUGACUCAACAUCCUACACAACUUUCACCGUUGCACUCACCACGAAAAAUUCUCUCUUCAUCCACGAUGGAAGCAGUGACUUCAUCUCUUGCUUCAUUAUCCCUCAAACCUACAGCAACAAUAUCUCAUGCCACCACUGAUUCUCCUGCAGCCUGGCGCGGCGCCCUCAACGCUACUGCCGGCGUCCCACAAGGAUUCGAGCUCAUCAAAACUUUGGUUUACAAGCCAAAAACAGCAAAGACAGCUACACCUAUUCCAGUCGUGGUUAUCGCUCGAGAGUCUACGACUGCAAGCUCGUCUGCGAUUGGGAAGAAGCUGGAUUUGAAGGACUUGCGGUUGGCAUCGGAAGAUUUGUUGAGGGAGUUUUUUUCACUGGAUAAGCAUUCUCUGUCUCCACUCGCUCUGAACGACAAGACCUUCCCGAGGGUGGUCACCAUAGUCGAUGCCUCGAUCGGAACCUCUUCAUCGGUAUUCGCUCUGCACGCGCUAUCCUCCAGCUCCACCAUAUUCUUGAAUGGCUCAGAUGUUUUGAAAUAUCUGAAAAGCCUAGAAACGGAUGAAGUAAAACUGCAAGAAUUGGACCUUCAAAAUCUCGAUACCGCUGCUCCAGCUGCAACAACCCCGAAAGCUCCUGCCAAAGAAAAAGAAGAUGCAAAGAUCGAGGGUUCCGUUCAGAUCGCGAUUGGCGUCAAGAAAGAGGUCGAUUUCCCGACGUGGUAUACCAACGUUCUGCUGAAAGCAGACAUGUUAGAUUAUUACAGCGUCAGUGGAUGCUAUAUUUUGAAGCCCUGGUCGUAUGGUAUUUGGGAAGAAAUUCAACGAUGGUUUGACGCUCAGAUCAAGGAACUGGACGUUCAAAAUUCAUAUUUCCCCAUGUUCGUGUCCUCCAAAGUCUUGGAACGUGAAAAAGACCACAUCGAAGGAUUUUCUCCUGAAGUUGCAUGGGUGACAAAAGCAGGAAACUCCGACCUCGAAGAACCCAUCGCCAUCCGUCCUACAUCCGAAACCGCCAUGUACCCAUACUACGCUAAAUGGAUCAAGAGUCAUCGCGACUUGCCUCUCAAGCUCAAUCAAUGGAACAGUGUCGUACGGUGGGAAUUCAAAAAUCCCCAACCGUUCCUGCGCACACGAGAGUUCCUUUGGCAAGAAGGGCACACCGCACAUCUCACAAAAGCCGAGGCCGACAAGGAAGUUCUCCAGAUCCUUGACCUCUACCGUCGAGUGUACGAAGACCUUCUCGCUGUCCCUGUGAUUCCUGGUGUUAAGUCCGAGAAGGAGAAAUUCGCAGGAGGUCUUUACACCACAACAGUCGAAGGCUUUGUCCCGACCACAGGCCGUGGAAUUCAAGCAGCCACUUCUCACUGUCUCGGACAGAACUUUUCCAGACCGGAGAUGUUCAAUAUUGUUGUAGAAGAUCCGAAUGACCCAACCGGCCAGGGUAAAAUCUACGUUUGGCAAAACUCUUGGGGUCUGUCUACAAGGACGAUAGGGGUCAUGGUCAUGGUUCAUGGUGAUGACCAAGGAUUAGUGUUGCCUCCACGAGUUGCUAGCAUCCAGGUCGUCGUCGUUCCCUGUGGAAUUACUGUGAAGACUACGGAUGAACAGAGAGCGGGAAUUAAUAAAGCUUGUGAAGAUCUCGCUGCGACGCUUAAGAAAGGUGGGAUCAAGGUCAAGGCUGAUCUUCGUGAUGGGUAUACUCCUGGGUACAAGUUUAACGAUUGGGAGCAGAAGGGUGUUCCUCUUCGUCUGGAAAUAGGGCCCAAGGAUCUUGCUGGAAAGCAAACCUUGGCUGUUCGUCGUGACACAGGAGAGAAGAGUCCUCUGUCCCUUGACAACAUCGUCACUGGCGUUUCUGAGUUACUCGAAGCGAUCCAUAAGUCCAUGUUCGAGAAGGCCCAGAAGAGAUAUUACGAAUCUAUCAGGGCGGUCACAAAGUGGGAGGAUCUGGUACCGACGCUGGACGAUAAGUGUAUUGCGGUUUUGCCUUGGUGUGAGGUUGAGGCUUGUGAGGAUGAUAUCAAGGAGAGGAGUGCUCAAGCGUCUGAACAAACUGAUGAGCGGGCGCCUUCCGCUGGUGCGAAAUCAUUAGCUAUUCCUUUCGAUCAGUCGAAAUGGGAGCCUAUCGUACCAGGGAAGACGAAAUGUCCGGGGUGUGGGCAGGAUGCAAAACGCUGGACGAUGUUUGGGAGAUCUUACUAGAUGUGUGGGGUUAAUUCAGUGUGUUUUUACAAUGCAUAUAUACAAUAUUUUGGAAUCGGGUUAUGUAGUUGACUGUUGGUAUAAUAAAACAAUAAUUCCCC